UCGCGAUGGUAAGCUAUCGAAGUUACGAUUAUACGUCUUUUAGAAAAUGGCAGGAGUAAUUUUGUUAAUGUCGAGUCGCCGUUAUUAAUAACGAUAGCUAAUAUUUGGUCGGGGGUUGUGCGCUUUGUUUGAGUUAAACGGCCAUGACGCGGCAGAUUAAGGAGACGUCGUUGAGCUGUUUGGAACGGGACCCACCCAAAAGGUUCCUCUGAAGCGACAAAUGCCUGGAAGAGACACGAUGACCAGUUCCAUGGGAGCAGUUCUUGUGUGGCUGCAGGAUGUGGCCGCUGUUACUCUCCUCAAAGCCAGGCGGACUUUACUCCAGGCUGCUCUCCUCCUCUGUGUCCUUGUUCUGAUCCUUUGGGUGUCCAUCUUCCUCUAUGGGAGCUUCUAUUACUCCUAUAUGCCCCCUGUCAGCUUCUCCACUCCUGUCCACUUAUACUACACCUCAGACUGCGAUGCUGCAGAGUCGAUGCUGUGUUCCUUUCCCAUGGCCAACAUCUCUUUCCUGAAGAACAACAGAGAUCUGGCGAUGGCUUCUGGUCAGCCUUACCGCAUCUCUUUGGAGUUAGAGAUGCCGGAGUCACCGGUGAACGAACAGCUGGGGAUGUUCAUGAUCAGGAUGUUGUGCUACACAAGAGGUGGGAAGACGGUCUCAUCAGUGGGACGUUCCACAAUGCUGCACUACCGCUCCAACCUUCUCCAGACCUUGAGCACGUUGGUGUUCUCCCCUCUCCUGGUGACGGGGAUGUCGGAACAGAAGCAGCUUGUGAGCGUGGAGCUCUUCUCUGAAUACAAGACAAAUUCUUCCCAGCCCAUCGUCGGGGCGGUCAUCGAGAUCCAGUCCAAACGAGUGCAGAUCUAUUCUGCUUAUCUUCACAUCCAUGCGCACUUCACCGGAAUACGUUACCUUAUGUACAAUUUCCCCUUGACAUCGGCAGUGAUCGGCGUGGCCAGCAACUUUGUCUUCCUCAGUGUCAUUGUGUUGUUGAGCUAUCUGCAGUAUAUAUGGGGAGGGCUCUGGCCUCCAGACCAUGUCAGAAUCCCAGUCAUGCUGGGAGAAAACUCCCGUCUCCAGCAGAGAAGAGUGGAAGCCCAGAAGCAGAUGGAGAGGGUAAACUCCAAGAAGGAACUUGAUGGUCCCAGUCUGAUUGGUUCUGCGGAUGAGGUGCUUAAUUUUCCAGCAAGUGACACGGCACCAGAGCAGGUGUCAGGGAAACAUUUUACAAUCGCAGAUGUUUCUGAGGCCGAUGUACCAGAUACCAAAGAAGAAGAUCCUCUUCAGUCUGACGGGGAUGAGGAGAAACACAUUUCUGAUGUGUUGUCUCCUGGUGACACAACCCUCCGACAGAGACCUGGACCCUGGAUGAGCCUAUAAAUGUAGCUGCUUGCAUGCUGCUGGAGGUCACAUGUCCUGUAUGUUGCCCAACUCUCCCUGCUCCACCCACCUAAAAAAUUCAGGUGUGCUUGGGAACACAAGACGACUUGACUAACAAUUAGAGCCUGACAGAUAUAUUUGUUGGCUGAUAAUAUCAGCUGAUAUGAGCCUUUCAUGAACGUAUCGUAUCUGCAUUAUUUUUUCCGAUAUAAAAACAUUUAUUUCGCCAACUAAACAAUGCAGAAAAAAAACACUUUUGACUGUUGAAAAUAAUGUCAUUACAUAGUUUGUCCAGCAGAGGGCGGCGCAACAGCAUUGUUUACAAUGAUGUCAACUAUCGUGCAGGCACUUAGGGAGUCACGAGGGGGGUAUUGUGCAGAUUUGUCUCAAAUCUAGACCAGAAUAUACCUUUUUCAUUUUUAGAGGGUGCCAAGCCAAGUGCUCACUGGUGGCCGCUGUAUUGGUCAAAUCCAAGAUGGCCACCAACUUCAUAACUGCUCAUGAAUGAAGGCACUUUUUAUAGUUUUUACAAGAAACAGACAAAGCAACCAGCUGCCAGAGCUUUUCAGUCAGAGUGGGUGUUUUACAGCAACAAGAGGCAAGUGUUCACUAUAUUGCCAGCGUAGGUGGGGCAAAAAUAGAUGAGAAGGCGAUGCAACAUGGCGACUGCCACUCCUCGUGAAGGCAGUGUGAUGUACGUUGGUUGAUUGUUGGUUAUAUUUAUAGCUAUUUAUUAUAAAGUUGAACAUCAAGUCUCAAACACAUUUCUUUGUCAUAAGGUUUGAUCACAAAAUGUUAUGAAUCAUUACCAUUUUAAAUGUAUAUAUCAACAGAUAUAUCAGUAUUGUACUUUUUUUAGUCCCUAAUAUCUGUGUAAAUAAUACAUGUAUAAACAAUCCGUGUCGGUUGAGCUCUACUCAUGAGUUGUGGCUGCAGCAGAUAGACAUGGAUAACAUGCAGAGCAGGGGACCUCCAGGAGGAGGGUCGGUGACCUCUGCAUCAGAAUAUAUUCUCCUGCACCACAUGCUCUUUUCUCUGCCGGUGCACAGUGAUUCAGUAAGUGCUGGUAGAUACAAGCAAACCCACUGUUAGACUUGACUAAAAUACAUAUUCAUGAAAA
Thalassophryne amazonica is the source of this 2498-nucleotide messenger RNA. RefSeq names its product seipin-like. The transcript has a single exon. Gene Ontology annotation, cellular component: endoplasmic reticulum membrane. Bases 221 to 1378 code for a protein of 385 amino acids. Gene Ontology annotation, biological process: lipid storage; lipid droplet organization. NCBI's taxonomy places the organism in Eukaryota, Metazoa, Chordata, Actinopteri, Batrachoidiformes, Batrachoididae. The record is from RefSeq and is a predicted model, not a curated record.